Molecule: messenger RNA, 1223 nt
Organism: Xenia sp. Carnegie-2017
Lineage: Eukaryota; Metazoa; Cnidaria; Anthozoa; Malacalcyonacea; Xeniidae
Product: potassium channel subfamily K member 4-like
Exons: 3
Coding region: 38-889 (283 amino acids)
Biological process (GO): stabilization of membrane potential; potassium ion transmembrane transport
Cellular component (GO): membrane
Molecular function (GO): potassium ion leak channel activity
Source: RefSeq, a predicted model, not a curated record
UAAUGUCAAUUUUCUCGCCAUUGUGUCUUACGUGAAGAUGAAGAGCAGCGGGCAGGCGCCGUCUUCGAGUAUGAUUGUACAGCUCGUCGUGUUCUUUUGUUACCUGAUAUUUGGUGCACUUGUUUUUCAAGCUUUGGAGAUCGAGAACGAGACGAGGGAAAGACAGCUCCUGCUCAAUUCCCGAGAUGAUUUGCAGCGGAGGUAUAACGUGAGCAACGAGGAUCUGAGACGAUUCGUUCAGCUUGUACAAGCGAUAGCUGACCAGGGAUUCUCCGAUGAAUGGGUAAACAGAUGGAACUUUAUCGGUGCGUUGUUCUUCUCUGGAACUGUCGUUACAACUAUCGGUUAUGGUCAUCUGGCUCCGACGACAAAUGGUGGACGUGUAUUUUGCAUAUUUUACGCCUUAAUCGGCAUACCGCUGACGUGGAUGUUGCUGGCUCGUCUCGGAUACAUGAUAUCGUCCGGGGUGUCCUCGGCAAUCUCGUUGUUUGAGAGGCAGUUCCUACUACGUGAACCGAGCAAAGUGGAUCUUAAGUCAGCAAUGGUUACAAGUCUUAUGGCUUUAGCUAUGAUUCUUUUUAUCGCAAUAGUUGCCCACUAUACCGAAAAAUGGUCGUUUUUUGAUGGGAUAUAUUUUGGUUUUGUUACAUUAAGUACUAUCGGAUUCGGAGACCUGGUACCGCUUCACCCCUGUCCGGGAGAGGACACGGCCGGGUAUGCUGUACACGUGAUUGUCUUUACUAUGCUGACGCUAUUGUACUUCACCAUAGGACUUGCUGUUGUGUCUAGCAUGAUGUUAUCGAUAAGGACUGCGAUGGAAGAUCCGACAUUAUUCGGCUUUCAUCCAGUGAGCUCAAACGAAAUAGGAAUCAUUAAGGACUUGGAGUGAAUCACUAUUUCAAAUACAAACUCAUCGUCAUCAUUCGUUACUCUUUCGUCAUCUGCCGUUUUUUUGUCUCGUUCGUAUGCUUUGAACUUUUCACUUCAGAGUAGAAUCUUUUACCAACCCAUUGCUGUCUGUUUCAUGAAAGACUUGAUGAUGGAACAGGGAAGAACGAACGGAUGAUAUGACGAAUCCGCUCAAGAUUUUUAAUAAAUGAAGAAUGAAGAAUUGUGGACACGCUCUCCGGCGUUUUGUUAUAUUUUUCCUUCUGAGUUGAGGAAAAUCAUCAUAUAAUAUAAUAAUUCUCUCGUUCAAACAAAAAUACAUUUUAAGAGAAUAA